This is a messenger RNA of Seminavis robusta, 564 nucleotides long. The record is from the annotation of a GenBank genome assembly. Lineage: Eukaryota; Bacillariophyta; Bacillariophyceae; Naviculales; Naviculaceae.
AUGGAACAAUCCAAAAACACAGACAAUUCCACCAAAGCUCUGUACCCGUCGCCGAAAACAAUCAUCUAUGACAACCACAAAUCGACGCUUCACUACGGACCCGACGACGACUCCGUUUACAACCAGAUGAUCCGGAAAGUGAAUGAGACUCUCAGUCGGAACCUUUCGAGUGGCCAUCCAUCAUUGGACAAGUUCCAACGAGUGGCAGUGGGCGCCAUUCGAUACCCGGCACCAGACGGAUCUUUUCCCGCGCAUAUAGAUCAUUGCUGCAGCUGGGUUUACUUGUUGAGUCUUGGGUGCUCGGCAAAUUUCAUCGUGAAAGGACCGGAAAUGACAGACAAACACGUCUUUGAGUUCCACAGUGGCGAUGUCUUUUGCUUCGAUGCUUCCACGCAAGCCGCGAUCCUUCAUGGCGUCCAGAACAUCCGCAUCGGAUCCUGUCCUGAAGAAUUGGCCCAGGCGUUUGAAACGUUGCGACAUCAUCGAUUUGGAGUGCAAUGUAGGGUCAAGGAAUAUGAUGACAGGAAUGCUGAGACAGCUACUGGUACCAACCAGAAUGCUUGA